Molecule: messenger RNA, 1668 nt
Organism: Haemonchus placei
Lineage: Eukaryota; Metazoa; Nematoda; Chromadorea; Rhabditida; Trichostrongylidae
Source: the annotation of a GenBank genome assembly
AAUUCAUUUAAUUCAAUAAUUCAAUCGGAAAUGACCGUAGUACCAUUGAGUGAGCGGGAACAGCUCGCAUCCCUUGUCGAACAAUGGAAUGAAAAUCGUCUAGAUCUAUUUCAUCUGAGCUAUCCAACCGAGGAUCUCGAGAUCGAGGGCGUCAUGCGCUUCUACUUCCAGGAUGGCGGAGAACGAGUACUAACAAAGUGUGUUCGUGUGUCUAGCACUGCUACUACACGUGCCGUCGUAGAAGCGCUAACAGACAAGUUCCUGCCGGACCUAAAAAUGCUUUCCGACGAUACUUACAGUCUUUGGGAGGUUCACGAAAGUGGUGGCGAGCGAAAAUUGGACGAUGAAGAGAAACCAUUGCUAGUGCAGCUCACCUGGCAUCGUGACGAUCGUGAAGGAAGAUUUUUAUUGCGGAAAAAUCGUCAAGGAUUAGCCCCGCUAGCUACAAUACAGCUACCAGACGAAGAGAACAUAAAGCGUGGUACGAAGCGGUUUUCGAAGCGGGAAAAGAAAGAAAUGAAAAAGAGGCAUCAGAAAGAUAUAAUUACUGUAAAUACUGGUCGAGAAGAGGCCUUGGCACCAGUCACUGAUCUCUACUGUCAGUGUUUACAUAAUCUUUCAAGCUUUUACUUUGUUGGGUCGUUCUCCCUUAAUGACUUUUCAUUGUUCGUCACUGGAAGCUUGAUCCUCAUCAGGGUUCUCAUUCAGGUUCCGCCUAAUUCAUUCACCCGUACGAUAUCGAAUCCAGAAGUAGUUAUGAAGAAAAGAAGAGAGAGAAAGCUGGAAACUAAAUUGAAAGAAAUGGGUCACGGUGGAAGUUUGAAGAUUUAUGGCGGUGAACUAGUUCCCUCACGACCGUAUGUGACGAUACUGGUUUCGAUGUACGAUCGUGGUGAUAAAAUCCUUGCCGAAGCGUUGGAGAAGUACGGAAUCGAUCCAAGCAGUGCAGCCGAUUACGUACUGGUUGAGGUAAGUGCUGGUUGUCGUGCUAAUAGACGCUUCAUCUUCAUCUCAUACCGCGUAGUCCGUGUCACUUUCUGGCGAUACUCUUUUGAAAUCAUUCGAAUGUACCAACUUGUUGGAAAGUGUAAGAAAUAUCAGCAGAAACGGCGUGUUGAAGCAAAGGUGCCGGUUUCGGAACAAACUACUCAAAGUUUCAAUGAUCUUCGCAAUCUUCCAUCUGAGGGCAGAGUUAUCGAUGCCGAUGAAGCACCACUCAUGCAGAUGGCCUCGAAGGGUAAUGGGUAUCCUGAAACGUACCUCGCGCUAAGGAGAAAGCCGAAUCGUGGUUCUCGAGUCAUUGUUCAUGAUCACGCGAACAAUGUGUCGGAUCAACCGAAUGCAAUGUCUCUAUCGCCAAGAGAACCAUCGUUGCACUUUCUCGCUCCCGAUGGUUCUCCGAUGAACCCACCACGUGCUCUUACUCUAAGUGGAGGAGUCACUGAAGUAGGGAGUGAUCGAGCGCUGGCCCAAUUUUCGGCUCAGAACAUUUGCCUCGAAGGCGAAGAAAUGCGUGGAAGGCAUUGUGUGAUUACAUACAUGGACGGAAUAGUAACAAUCACUCCUAGUGCUUCAGAUGCGAUCAUCGAGGUAAGCGUCAGAGUGGGAAUCGUCGGGAAAGCUAUCGUUCAGCAGCGCUUAUUGUUUAUAUUGAAAAUUUCAUGUUGA